Molecule: messenger RNA, 3158 nt
Organism: Nanorana parkeri
Lineage: Eukaryota; Metazoa; Chordata; Amphibia; Anura; Dicroglossidae
Gene: GART
Product: phosphoribosylglycinamide formyltransferase, phosphoribosylglycinamide synthetase, phosphoribosylaminoimidazole synthetase
Exons: 22
Coding region: 67-3117 (1016 amino acids)
Biological process (GO): adenine biosynthetic process; 'de novo' IMP biosynthetic process
Cellular component (GO): cytosol
Molecular function (GO): phosphoribosylformylglycinamidine cyclo-ligase activity; phosphoribosylglycinamide formyltransferase activity; phosphoribosylamine-glycine ligase activity
Source: RefSeq, a predicted model, not a curated record
CUGAGCAGAGUAGGAUAAGGACACACGUGGGUUGCUGCUGUGUUAGAAGGUAAGUGUGCUGCAGAGAUGGCCGUAGCAGUUCUGUUGAUUGGCAGUGGUGGCAGGGAGCAUGCCUUGGCAUGGAAGCUGGCACAGUCUGCCCAUGUGAAGCAAGUCCUUGUGGCACCCGGAAACGCUGGCACUGCUAACAAUGGGAAGAUCACGAACUCUGAUGUCCCAGUUGAAGACCAUGCCCAGGUUAUACAGUUCUGCAAAAACCACAACAUAGGUUUGGUGGUUGUUGGGCCAGAAGCUCCUUUAGCUGCAGGCCUUGUGGAUGACUUGACGGUAGCUGGAGUGAGAUGUUUUGGUCCCACAGCGAAGGCUGCUCAGCUGGAAGCCAGUAAAAGUUUUGCCAAAGAUUUUAUGGACCGCCAUGGCAUCCCUACGGCUAAGUGGAAAUCCUUCACUGACCCAAAAGAAGCUUGUGACUUUAUCACCAGUGCCAACUUCCAGGCCCUGGUGGUCAAGGCGAGCGGACUGGCCGCUGGAAAGGGAGUGAUUGUGGCCAGCAGCAAGGAAGAGGCCUGUAAAGCUGUUAAUGAGAUUAUGCAGGACAAGGCGUUUGGAGAAGCUGGGGAGACUGUUGUAGUGGAAGAAUUGCUGGAGGGUGAAGAAGUGUCUUGCCUGUGUUUCACAGACGGGGUCACAGUUGCCCCUAUGCCUCCAGCCCAGGAUCACAAAAGACUGAUGGAUGGGGAUCAAGGCCCUAACACAGGGGGGAUGGGAGCUUACUGCCCUGCACCUCAGAUAUCGGAGGCAUUACUUGCGGAAAUCCGGGACACUGUGUUGCAGAGGGCUGUGGAUGGAGUUCGGAAAGAUGGAACGCCAUAUAUUGGCGUUCUCUAUGCUGGUAUUAUGCUUACUAAAGAUGGGCUUAAGGUGCUGGAGUUUAACUGCCGAUUCGGAGAUCCGGAGUGUCAGGUGAUACUUCCACUUCUUCAGAGUGACUUGUAUGAUGUUAUCCAGGCUACUCUAGAUGGGCACCUCGUGGGUUCUAUGCCGGUGUGGCUGCAGGACCAUGCUGCAGUCACUGUAGUUAUGGCUAGCGGGGGUUAUCCUGGUAGCUACGCCAAAGGCCUGGAAAUCACAGGGUUCUCUCAAGCCAGGGAUCUUGGUCUGGAGGUGUUUCAUGCUGGCACAGCUCUGAAGGAUGGAAAGGUUGUUACCAGUGGUGGACGGGUUCUCACGGUCACCGCCAUCAGGAAGGAUUUGAUAUCUGCCCUGGAGGAAGCCAACAAAGGAGUAGCUGUUGUGCAGUUCUCUGGUGCGAUAUACAGAAAGGACAUUGGUUACCGAGCGAUCGCUUAUCUCAAGCAAAACAGGCCCCUGACUUACAAAGCCAGUGGUGUGAACAUAGAGGCUGGGAACAGUCUGGUGCAGAAAAUUAAGCCUUUUGCUGCUGCCACUGCUAGACCAGGAUGCAAUGCAGAGCUUGGAGGAUUUGCUGGGCUGUUUGACCUUAAAGCGGCAGGAUUUACAGACCCCAUUCUGGUGUCUGGGACAGAUGGUGUUGGAACAAAACUCAAGAUUGCACAGGAGUGUAACAAACAUGACACCAUUGGACAGGACCUGGUUGCCAUGUGUGUCAAUGACAUCUUGGCACAGGGAGCAGAACCCCUGUUCUUCCUGGACUACUUUGCUUGUGGGGCCCUAGAUGUGUCCGUGGCAUCCUCUGUGGUCUCUGGUAUCGCGAAGGCCUGCCAAAUGGCUGGAUGUGCUCUGCUUGGGGGUGAGACUGCGGAGAUGCCAGGCAUGUACGCCCGGGGCGAGUAUGACCUGGCCGGGUUUGCAGUAGGAGCGGUGGAGAGGGGCCACAUGCUGCCAUUACUGGACAGGAUCACAGAGGGAGAUCUGGUUAUCGGCGUGGCUUCCUCUGGAGUCCAUAGCAAUGGUUUCAGCCUGGUGAGGAAGAUUGUAGAGAAGUCGGGCCUGGGCUUCUCCUCUCCAGCCCCCUUUGGCUGUGGGACGCAGACUCUUGGAGAGAUUUUACUCACUCCAACUAAAAUCUACAGCAAAACCCUCUUACCCAUCCUUAAAUCGGGCCACGUGAAAGCCUACGCACACAUCACUGGGGGCGGACUGCUGGAGAACAUUCCCAGGAUUCUGCCUGCAGCCCUCGGGGUCACUUUAGAUGCUCUUUGCUGGAAGGUUCCAGGGAUAUUCUCCUGGCUGCAGAAGCAGGGAGGUCUAUCCGAGGAUGAGAUGAGUCGGACCUUUAACUGCGGGAUUGGUGCUAUAUUGGUGGUGGAGAGGAGACAGGCCGAGGAGGUUCUGAGGGAACUCCAGGCAGCGGAGGAUGUGUGGACUAUCGGAGAAGUGAUUUCCCACCCUGCGGAUUCUUGCAGUGUGAAAGUCAGAAAUCUGAUGGCAGCUCUGCAUGGGAUGAACAUACAGCCACAGAAAUAUGUACCCCUGUCAGGCUGUGAUGGAGCGGACCAGGUGACUGAAGGAAAAGCUAGAGUAGCUGUUCUGAUCUCUGGGACUGGUACCAAUAUGGAGGCAUUAAUGAGAAGCACUAAAUCUCCCAGCAGUGCUGCCCAGAUCACCCUGGUGAUCUCCAACAAGGCCGGAGUCGGAGGACUGCAGAAGGCAGAGGCAGCUGGUAUUCCAACUAAGGUCAUUGACCACAGACAGUACAGCAGCCGGGAAGAAUUUGACAACGCCAUCGAUAAGGUUCUGGAGGAAUUCUCUAUCCAAUUUGUGUGUCUGGCCGGCUUCAUGAGGAUUCUGUCAGGGCCAUUUGUCAGGAAGUGGAGCGGGAAGAUUCUUAAUGUCCACCCAUCGCUGCUGCCGUCAUUUAAAGGAGCCCAUGCACACAAGCUGGUUUUGGAAGCUGGAGUGAGAGUCACUGGAUGUACGGUCCAUUUUGUGGCUGAGGAAGUUGAUGCUGGGGCCAUUAUCUUUCAAGAAGCUGUUCCAGUGGAGUUUGGGGACACAGAAGAGACUUUGUCAGAAAGGGUUAAGAAGGCCGAGCAUCGAGCCUUUCCUGCUGCCUUGCAGCUUGUGGCCAGCGGGGCGGCACAGCUUGGAGUAGAUGGCAAAAUCUGCUGGGACAGGACUCCUGCCAACAACUAGAUUCCAACAGACUUAUUCAAAUGAAGGAAUGCAAAGUGCAG